Molecule: messenger RNA, 432 nt
Organism: Eremomyces bilateralis CBS 781.70
Lineage: Eukaryota; Fungi; Ascomycota; Dothideomycetes; Eremomycetales; Eremomycetaceae
Exons: 1
Coding region: 1-432 (143 amino acids)
Source: RefSeq, a predicted model, not a curated record
AUGGCAGAAAAGAUACAACAGCUAGAGUUAGCUCUAGGAAAGGCUACAGAGGCCGAGACACCGCAAACAAAAAAAGUCCAAAGCGAAGCUACAGCUCCUAAGGAAGCCGCUAAGCCGGAAACCCCUACUAAGACCCUAGCUAGGGACAGGAAUCAGAAACUCCCGAAACCAACGAGAUUCGAAGGAGACAAGAAGAAGUACAAAGUUUGGAGAGCAAAGAUGCAAAACAAGAUUCAAGUAGAUGGACAUCUUGUCGCUCAUGAUCACGUAACCGCAAUUGCCUAUAUCUGUGCCUUCCUCGAUGGAGAACCCGCGCUGUUUGCUACGCAAUGGAGGGACAGGAAUACGGCUUCCCAGGAUACGGAGAAAUUUGUGGCUUUCCUAGAUUCGAGAUAUCGAGACGAACAUGAGGCUGAACGUGCUUACUCUUAA